GGCUAUGUGUGUAUAUAUGCAUUCUAGGGAGAAGGAUAGAGUCAGGGAGGCAGAAACGACAGGAGCAAAUGUAGGGAGAGCGGGACGCGAGCCUAAUGCACUAUUGCAAUUGGGAAACCAUCGCCCUAGUCCCUGAUGCACGCGGACGCAACCGCGGGAGCCGCUUGCACCGACACCGAGGACAACAACACAGCGGCUUGGACAGAACUGUUCGACAGGGAGGGCUGUGUGAAUCUUGUUAAAUAUAAUGUUCGCGACGCUGGUCGACAGAGGAUAAGCGUUGCUGGAGCGACCGCCCCCCAGACUUGCACACCAAUCGUGUGCUGGCAUCGAAUUCAGGACUGACCCCCAAACUUGAGCCUCCUCCCGGACCCUAUUUCCCCAAACACAAACGCAAGCAGACACACACAACGUACCCAACACACACACACCGCUGCCUUCUGACUGCUCACGGGGAUAAAUGCGUGCCCUAGCUCGGGGGAGCAGGGUUGGGACACAAACCAGAACCCACACAGUAGGAUGUCCUGGGUCAGUGGGUUCCUAGUGGCGCGGGUGGACGACCAGAAGUCGGCGUGGGGGGAGCGCAAUGGCAGCAGGUCGAAGCGGAAAGGAGGCUCCCUGUGCAACCCUCGCUACAUGAGCUGCCUGCGGGACCCCGAGGCCGCGGACCCGCCGCCCCAGACCCCGCCCCAGCACCGGGGCGGAGCCGGCGGGAACCUGGGCCAACGCUGCGGCUGGCAGGAGGACCACUACGGCAAGAAGGGCGGGGCGGAGGUGGGGCUGAAGUCUGUGGACCUGAGCUUCGAGGACGGCGAGCUGAAGGGGCGGAAGGCCUGGGCGGCGGGGGGGGAGGCGGGGCUGGAGGACGCGGGCGGGGCGGCGGGCGGGGUCACGGCCGCAGACUGCUGGCUCCGGGUGGUGCAGGUGUUCCAGUCCAAGAAGUUCCAGUCGGCCAAGCUGGAGCGCCUCUACCAGCGCUACUUCUUCAGGCUCAACCAGAGCUCGCUCACCAUGCUGAUGGGCGUGCUGGUGGUGGUGUGCGGCGUCAUGCUCACCUUCCACUGCGUGCACGCGCCCCCGGACGUGGCCUACUCCUCCGUGCUCUCCGUGGCCAUGGCCCUCUUCCUGGCCAUGAUGGUGGUGUGCAACCGUAACGGCUUCCACCAGGACUACAUGUGGAUGGUGAGCUACCUGGUGAUCGGCGUGCUGUUCGUGGUGCAGGCCUUCGGCGUCCACAAGGUGGCGCCGCGCAGCGCCUCAGAGGGCAUCUGGUGGUCGGUGUUCUUCAUCUACAUCAUCUACACGCUGCUGCCCGUGCGCAUGCGCGCCGCGGUGCUGAGCGGGGCCGUGCUCUCCUCCAUACACCUCAUCGCCGCCUGGAGGCUCAACCUGGACGACAGCUUCCUGUGGAAACAGCUGAGCGCCAACGUGCUGAUCUUCCUGUGCACCAACAUCAUUGGGAUCUGCACACACUACCCGGCCGAGGUGUCCCAGAGACAGGCCUUCCAGGAGACGCGCGGGUACAUCCAGGCCCGGCUGCACCUGCAGAGGGAGAACCAGCAGCAGGAACGCUUACUGCUGUCCGUGUUGCCAAGGCACGUUGCCAUGGAGAUGAAGGCAGACAUCAAUGCAAAGAAAGAAGACAUGAUGUUUCACAAGAUCUACAUCCAGAAGCACGAUAACGUCAGUAUCCUGUUUGCAGAUAUCGAGGGUUUCACGAGUUUGGCAUCCCAGUGUACAGCACAGGAAUUGGUCAUGACUCUCAAUGAGCUUUUUGCUCGCUUUGACAAACUGGCCUCGGAAAACCACUGCCUGCGCAUUAAGAUUCUGGGCGACUGCUACUACUGUGUGUCUGGACUUCCUGAGCCCAGGGCAGACCACGCCCACUGCUGUGUGGAGAUGGGUGUCGACAUGAUCGAGGCCAUCUCGCUGGUGCGAGAGGUCACCGGGGUCAACGUGAACAUGCGUGUAGGGAUCCACAGUGGGCGUGUCCACUGCGGGGUUUUGGGUCUGCGGAAGUGGCAGUUUGACGUGUGGUCCAACGAUGUCACGCUGGCCAAUCAGAUGGAGGCAGGGGGCAAGGCAGGGCGUAUCCACAUCACCAAGGCUACGCUGCAGUACCUGAACGGUGACUACGAGGUGGAGCCCGGCUUCGGGGGGGACAGGAACGCCUACCUGAAAGAGAACAGCAUUGAGACCUUCCUGGUGCUGGGCUGCAGUCAGAAACGGAAAGAGGAGAAGGCGAUGAUGGCGAAGAUGCAGCGGGUGAGGGCCAACUCCACAGAGGGGCUGAUGCCUCGCUGGGUCCCUGACCGGAGCUUCUCCAGGACCAAGGACUCCAAAGUGUUCCGACAGAUGGGCAUUGAUGAGAGCUCCAGUAAAGAUAACCGGGGUGCUCAGGAGGCACUGGACCCUGAGGACGAGGUGGAUGAGUUUCUGGGGCGGGCAAUCGACGCCCGCAGCAUCGACCAGCUGCGGAAAGAUCACGUCAAGAAGUUUCUGCUCACCUUCCAGACCCCUGACCUGGAGAAAAAGUACUCUAAGAAGGUGGACGAUCGCUUUGGGGGAUACGUUGCCUGCACUCUGCUGGUCUUCUGCUUCAUCUCCUUCAUACAGAUAGUCAUCUUCCCACAUACCCCACUAAUGCUGGGCAUCUACAUCAGCAUCUUCAUCAUCCUGGCCAACAUCCUCUUCAUCUGUGCCAUCUACUCCUGCAUUAAGUUGUUUCCAGUUGCCAUGCAGACUGUGUCGAAGAAGAUUGUGCAAUCCCGUACCAAUAGCACCCUGGUGGGUGUCUUCACCAUCCUCCUGGUCUUCGUCUCUGCCUUUGUGAACAUGUUCGCCUGUAACACAGAGAGCCUGAUAGAAUGCAUCUCCAGCGACUUCAACAUCUCUGAGGACUCAGUGAGCGUCUGCCUCAUCCGGAACCUGUCUCAGUCUGCACAGGACGGGCUGAUCCACUGCCCCGGCCACGCUCCACCCUGUCACUUCCCCGAAUACUUCAGUUACAGUGUGCUGCUCACGCUGCUGGCCUGCUCAGUGUUCCUGCAGAUCAGCAGCAUUGGAAAGCUGGCUCUCAUGCUGCUCAUCCAGCUCUCUUACCUGCUCCUGGCAGAGUGGCCUCAGGGGGCGCUGUUUGACAACGCUGACCUCUUUGUCACUGCCAACGCCAUUAAUCAAAGAGCUUUCAAUGAAACUCUGGAUGGGACCAGUUUCAAUGAAACAGAGCCAUGCCAGGAGAGCAUGACCAAGGUGUCGCUGAAGGUCAUGACCCCGGUGAUCUUGACGGUGUUUGUGCUGGCGCUGUACCUGCAUGCCCAGCAGGUGGAGUCUACGGCACGCCUGGACUUCCUGUGGAAACUGCAGGCGACGGAGGAGAAGGAGGAGAUGGAGGAGCUCCAGGCCUACAACCGCCGGCUGCUCCACAACAUCCUGCCCAAGGACGUGGCUGCGCACUUCCUGGCGCGGGAGCGCCGCAACGACGAGCUGUACUACCAGUCCUGCGAGUGCGUGGCCGUCAUGUUCGCCUCCAUCAGCAACUUCUCCGAGUUCUACGUGGAGCUGGAGGCCAACAACGAGGGCGUGGAGUGUCUGCGGCUGCUCAACGAGAUCAUCGCUGACUUCGACGAGAUCAUCAGCGAGGACAAGUUCAGGCAGCUGGAGAAGAUCAAAACCAUCGGAAGCACCUACAUGGCGGCGUCGGGCCUGAACGACUCGACCUACGACAGGGAGGGCCGCUCGCACAUCCUGGCGCUGGCCGACUACGCCAUGCGGCUCCGCGAGCAGAUGACCUACAUCAACGAGCACUCCUUCAACAACUUCCAGAUGAAGAUCGGCCUGAACAUGGGGCCUGUGGUUGCUGGAGUCAUCGGGGCCAGGAAGCCGCAGUACGACAUCUGGGGGAACACGGUCAACGUGGCCAGCCGCAUGGACAGCACCGGCGUGCCGGACUGCAUCCAGGUGACCACAGAUCUGUACCAGGUUCUGGCCAGCAAAGACUACCAGCUGGAGUGUAGGGGCGUGGUCAAGGUCAAGGGGAAGGGCGAGAUGACCACCUACUUCCUGAAUGAUGGACCAACCAGCAGCUAGCAGCAGCUGCGGGAGGCUUCCUACUGUACAGCACGGAGACGGACUGACUCAGAGACACAGGCUUCUGGAUACACAGACACACACGCACACACACGCACACACGCAUACACACACACACGCACACACGCAUACACACACACACACACACA
Molecule: messenger RNA, 4238 nt
Organism: Conger conger (European conger)
Lineage: Eukaryota; Metazoa; Chordata; Actinopteri; Anguilliformes; Congridae
Product: adenylate cyclase type 6-like
Exons: 24
Coding region: 520-4089 (1189 amino acids)
Biological process (GO): adenylate cyclase-activating G protein-coupled receptor signaling pathway; cAMP biosynthetic process; adenylate cyclase-inhibiting G protein-coupled receptor signaling pathway
Cellular component (GO): plasma membrane
Molecular function (GO): adenylate cyclase activity
Source: RefSeq, a predicted model, not a curated record